Amphibalanus amphitrite is the source of this 3622-nucleotide messenger RNA. RefSeq names its product orphan steroid hormone receptor 2-like. The record is from RefSeq and is a predicted model, not a curated record. Gene Ontology annotation, molecular function: RNA polymerase II cis-regulatory region sequence-specific DNA binding; zinc ion binding; nuclear receptor activity. NCBI's taxonomy places the organism in Eukaryota, Metazoa, Arthropoda, Thecostraca, Balanomorpha, Balanidae. The transcript is spliced from 8 exons. Gene Ontology annotation, biological process: regulation of transcription by RNA polymerase II; anatomical structure development; cell differentiation. The coding region runs from base 325 to 2046 and encodes 573 amino acids.
CCGCGCAGGAGCUUGGGGUCAGGGUGGAGCGUGGAGGAUAUGUUUGUUGUUUGCGUAGAAAACGAGAAUGAAGUUAAAGGGUCCUUUAUUUUCUAGUCGCUUGGACCUACGUUUUACAUCUUACCUUUAGCUUCUUGGAUUUUAAGUGAUAUUUUGAAGAUACGGUGGAUAAACAUUAAAACCGCAAUCACUUCAGGUUUUAUUUUUAACACAUGCAAGGUGACCAGCUGUGACCUGCUGUGACCUGCUGUGACCCGCGGUGACCUGUGAUGACGCGGUGACCUGCCGACCGCCCGGGGAGGGGAGGAACCCGACUGAGACACAAUGAGCGUGGCGGACAGCGAUGGCGAGCCGCCGCUCUGGAUCAAAACGUCGCCGCCGGACUCGCCGGCCGCCGACACGGAGGAAACGGCGGCUGAAGGUGACGGCGCCAUGAGCGCGGUGCCUGCCUCCGGCGGCGGGGACAGCUUCACUGGGGGCUCCCUGCUCAGCAGCACCCUACUCAUGGGCACCAACUCGUCACCAUUCGGCGGCAGCCUGCCGUUCAGCGGCGACUGGGCCAGCCGGCUGAAGGAGCUCGACGCCGGCGGCAACAUCGGCGACCUGCUCACUGACCGGCUCUGCCGAGACCUCUCGCCCAGCGCCAUCGACGCGUGCGUGGUGUGCGGCGACCGCGCCUCGGGCCGGCACUACGGAGUGGUGAGCUGCGAGGGCUGCAAAGGCUUCUUCAAGCGCUCCAUCCGCAAACAGCUGGGCUACCAGUGCCGCGGCACAAAGGACUGCGAGGUGACCAAGUACCACCGCAACCGCUGCCAGUACUGCCGACUGCAGAAGUGCCUCAGUAUGGGGAUGCGCAGCGACUGUAAGGAGUCGAGGAACAGCUCGGGCUACAGCCGCGCCGCGGACCCGGCGCCGGCAGCCGCGGCUGGCGAUCAGCAGGCCGCCUCUCCGGCGCUCAUCGGCACGCCCAGAGACACGACAGCAGGGAGCGCGCGUCGCACCUCACCCGACAUGUCCAACCCGCGCUUCACCCUCCAGGACCGCAUCAACUCCAUCAUGGAGUCGAGCGUAGUGCAGCGGGGUUACGGCAAAACCACCACUGGCUUCUUCACCGAGUCCGGUAACGGCUCCGUCUCUCCGUCGGGCGACGGCGACCCGCUGGCGCUGGGCGGUGAGCCGGCCGCUCAGGACGCCGUCACGCGCGCCGUGGACCGGCUGACGGCCAGCAUGGCCGCCGACGAGCUGCCGGCCAAGCCGGAGCCGGAGGAGCCGCUGCCGGACGGCCCGCUGCUGCCCGAGGCCAGCCUGACGUUCAACGUGGCGCCGCCGCCAGCCCAGGCGCGCCUCGACUCGGCCUAUAUCACGGAGAUCGGCUCCCGGGUGCUGAUCUCCGUGCUGGGCUGGGCGCGCGGCGUGCCGGCGUUCGCCGCUCUGGCCGGGGAUGUCCAGGAGAGCCUGGCGCGCGCCCGCUGGACCGAGCUGUUUGUGCUCGGUCUGUUCGAGUGCCGCGAGACGUUGGGCCUGGCGCGGCUGCUGUCUGCGGUGGCGUCCCACCUGUCCAGCACGGUACACGAGAGGCGCACUCAGGUCGGCAGACUGAGAAUGGUUACGCAGCACCUGUACAUGAUCCAGGAGUUUGUCUCCGCCCUGCGGCGGCUCUCUCCCUCCGCCGCCGAGCUGGCGCACCUGCGCGCCAUCGUGCUAUUCCAGCCGGACGGCCAGGAGCCGGCGGCGCGCCCCCACCUGCGCCGGCUCACCGCCGCCGCCACGGCCGGGCUGCGCGAGCAGUGCGGCACGCCGGCGCGUCUGCACCAGCUGCUGCUGCGGCUGCCGGCGCUGCGCGGCAUGAGCCCGCUGGCCGUCGACCACCUGUUCUUCCCGGAGAUCCCGCUGACGGGGCCCGUGUCGGCCAACCAGGCGCGCAUUGAGGAGCUGCUGCCGCACAUCAUCCGCGGAGACGCCGACGAUAUCGUGGCCUCCGAGCAGCCGACCCCGAUGGAAGGAUCACCAGAGGCCGGCUCCGACCCGGGCGCCUCCUCUGAGUGACGUCACCGCCCGGGUCUGAAUGACGCCACCGCCCGGGUCUGAGUGACGUCACCGCCCGGGUCUGACGCCGCGCAACUAACCGGCGAGUGACGUCAUGUCCAGCUGAGUGACGUCAUCAUCCGUGUCUGAAUCGCCAGCGACCGGUGAGCCCCAUCGGGAUCGCUGGUGCUCUCUGCCUCUGUCGGGACUGCAACAUACGUUCCUUGCGAUUGAAGGAUAGAAACGGCCCGGAACUGCCACAGAAAAUCCCACGACGAUACGGGAACGUGACGUGAAUGUCGUGGUUCUCUGUCUCGGAGGGGCUCCGGCGCUGACCGGUCGUCAGUGACCGGUGGUCGGAGUGACCGAUUGGCCGGUACGCAGUGUGUGGUGAAGUGCGGUGGUCCGAUCUGGGACGGCAUGAAGUGACCGUGCCACACAUUGUGUGCGAGUUGGGACAGUGGGCAGGACAGAGCGGUUCGGAGGACCCCUGAACGGACGAACUCGGCAUGGCGUGGGCUCACCACGCUGUGACCGUUUUAAUUGAGCAGCUGAGCCUGCUCAUAAGGCUGUUUUUCAGUCGAUCUCUGAGUGUUUGUCAUUUUUAACGUACCACACAUGAAUUGAGAGCGUGGAUGACCUGAAGUGGUCGUCGAGUUUAGUUUUAAAAUCAAACGAAGGCGUAACGUUUCACUGAUAACGUUGUGAGAAUGCUGAGCCAGCAGUGUCUCUGUGCUGGUUGGUUUUAAGCGACGGAAUCGGACCUUUGUGACUGUCGUGACAGCAGAUUCUGUCACAUUCGGAGGACCGGUUACCGUUGUGUUCCGGUACCGUCGUAACAGUGGAGUUUCGAUGGACGCCGGAGCGGCUCAGUGCAGCUCUGAGGGUCGGAGCCGGCCACCACAGACUGCCCGCAGAAGGUGGCUAUGGCUGCAGACGGCGAGAGGCGGCCGCCGGCUGCGGCUUUGAGCACGAGCCGUGGAGCUGUGAGGAGUUCCUGAUGUGAGCGCCGGCUGUGGAUCGGGUGCGGCUCCGGGACGCUGUGCUGACACAGCCGCCCUGUGUCUGCGUUGAAAAGACAUGCUGUGUUUGUGUCGUGGUGUACAAAGGCCGAGAGUGUCGGCGGCGCUCCAUACCGCUCAGUGGCGACACCUGCCGCCGCGCCGCCAGCGACAUCUGUGUACAGCGCGGCCAGCUAGCGCCGUCCCGAGUUUUUUCACGUUGCUCAGUGCGAAGGGACCGACGGUGUUUGAACGCGUGCUAAUGUUUUAGUGGGAGGAGCGCGCGGGCUGCAUGACCAGGCCCGCUCGACUCCGGGCAUUUCCUGAACCCACCCUGACGGCCCGUGACAAACGGCUAGGUUUUAUCGGCGCCUGCGUGCCUGCGUACGAAUGUGAGCGCUGGAUGGCUACGUCUCCUGACUGGGAGACUCGGCAAAACAUGGAAAAUUUUAGUUUUGUAUUACAAUCGACCUGCAUGACUGAAAUUUCCGAGUGUAAGUGGUUUUAUAGUGCGCGAGUGGGUUUUAUAUUUCUAGUCGGGCCGUUGGCGAGUGGCAACUUUGUACGUACCCACUGUAAAUGCAUUCUGACCAAGA